Molecule: messenger RNA, 455 nt
Organism: Prorocentrum cordatum
Lineage: Eukaryota; Dinophyceae; Prorocentrales; Prorocentraceae
Source: the annotation of a GenBank genome assembly
AUGCAGCUCAUACCCAACGGUCGCGGACGGAUGCCGUCCAUGGACAACGUCAUCCAGCUCUUGUCGAACCCGGCCCCAGCCCUGACGAAUUUGGACCUGAGCGGCGUGCAGAUCGGGCUGAAGUGCCACAUCCCGCUCUGCGCCGCCAUCCGCUCGCACCCGGCGCUGCGGGAGGUGAGGAUGGCGGACUCGGGCCUGGGCAGCGGCGUCGACGUGAAGCGCUGCAUGGGCGACCUCUUCUCCAGCAGGAGCAUUGUCGUCCUGGACCUGUCCUGGAACUCCUUCUCCGCGGACGUUUUCCAGAACAUCGGGGAGAAGCUCACCGAGAACCAGGUGCUGAAGUCCCUGAGCCUGGCGAACUGCUCCGCCGCCGUGUUCAACUCCGUGGGCGGCGACGUGGUCUCCGCCGCCGCCCACUUCGCGGAGUACCUGGGGCGCGACCGGUGCCUCCGCAG